AUGCUUCUCCUCAAGAUCAUCCAACUCCUUUCUGCACAAAAUAUCAUCUUCUGUUUGAUUAGCGAACAGAAGUCUGAUUUGUGUGGAGUCAGUUGGGUCACGAAGGAUAGCGGCAAUGACUUGAAGCAUUGGUGUGAUUCCAGUUCCUCCGGCAAUCAUGGAAAGUUUCGUGAAGAAAAAAACAACAGAAAAUAUUAUAUCGACAAUACAAUGCCAUUGGAAUUGCGAGUAGAAACAUCCACCGAAGGAAGCGAAAGGGUUGAAGUCAUCGAGUGUUUGUGGAUCAAAGUAGUGUACCUUAUAGUUAUUUGCGAACCACUCCAGCAGAGGCAUUGUCUCGAUGAUUUCCAUAUCCUGUCCGGAUUCCUUAUCUGUGAAAUUGGUUUUGUCCUUUUCUUCAUCGGGUCUCAAAUUCAAAAGAAUAUCCUCAUUGUUCGAGUUCUUCAUCUUGUAUCGAAUAAUGUCCAAAUUUUCCCAGCAGAUGAGAAUUUCGACAGCUCCCAUCUCAAGAGCAGCAAGAGUAUCUUUCACUCCGAAAACGUACUUUCCGGUAUCUUGACUGAUCUCGUCGAAAUAUCCUCCGAUGAGUUUCUUCUCUUGAAUGAACUUCACACUAGCGAGAGUGUCGGCAGCCAGCUCAAUAGCCUGGUUGAAACCAUUUUCACCUCCAUAUGCAAUAUCGACAGUUUUGAUCAUUUUAGCUUGAAGUCUCUGGUCGAACAUAUCAGACUGGCCGAGUUCAGUCUUGAAAUCAGCACUACCCGCAAGGAUGAGUCCAGCAACUGUGACUUUGUCGUUUUUGAUGAACAUCUCGACGGCAUUUUCAGCUACUUUACGGACGUAAUUGUGACGCUUUUCAUUACGAAGACGAGCAAACCGAACAGCAGAUUGUCCUCCUCUUCCGUGCUUCUUUGGCAAGUCGACGGUAAAUUUGUGAAGAACUUCCCGAGUAUUUCCUUGAAGUGUUCCGAACAAGCAUCCGUUUCCGUCCAUGAUGAUAAAUCCGAAUUUGUUGUCGUCAGCAAGCAAACCUGGGAAAUCGAAACAAUGAUGAUUAUGUUUCUCAACAAUCGUUACCUUGAAGAGCUUCUGUAUGGAACUUAUUAUCGCAGAGAUGUGAUAGCUCCCAAAACGGACAGUCUGUUCACUCGCGAUUUGAUGUUCGAGGCGGUUCCAUACUCUUCAGCCAACAUUCUGUUGAUUCGAGCUACUUGA
Molecule: messenger RNA, 1215 nt
Organism: Caenorhabditis remanei
Lineage: Eukaryota; Metazoa; Nematoda; Chromadorea; Rhabditida; Rhabditidae
Exons: 4
Coding region: 1-1215 (404 amino acids)
Source: RefSeq, a predicted model, not a curated record